AAAUUGCAUAAUACUUAUAUUAUAAAAAGUUCUAAAAAUGUUUACCUCGCAAGUCCGUUCUACACGCCGUCACUCUCGCUUUACCUUAGUACAUAUGCUGUUCUUACUGGCAAUAUGCACCUACUCCAUAGCCAGUGUGCCAAGGUUCACGCACGCUAUUGAAUCACUUGAGGCAGAGUCAUCGGUUGCCAGCAAUUCGGCGGAGGAUUUGGAGGAGAGUUUCGUUGCUGACACGCUGCUAGCGAAGGACACGGUAUUGAAGAAGAAUCCGGCGAAUAUCGGCAAUAAAUUGAAGGAGCUGUGGGAGCAAAUACCUGAGCACACGUUGAAUGCGGUGGACAUAAAGAAGUGAAGGUGUUGUAAAGUACUAAGUGAUAACUUCAGUUGGCUGGCUGUUAUGUGAAAAGGGGUGGAAAUGCGGUGAGGCGAUUUAUACACUCAAAAAAUUAUGCAAAAUGCUGCCGUGUGCAUAUUAGUUAAAUAUUUAUGAAUAAAGUUUCAGAAAAUUUGUCAGGCGUCGAUCUAUAAACUAUAAAUUAAUGAGAUUGAAAACCAAAUAUCGAUAAAUACCAACGAACUAAGUUACGAAAAUUGAUAUUAAAUGUUGACAUGAUUUAUUUUUGAUCACUUUUAUAUAGUGGAAUAUUUAAAAACUUCAAAAUGUAUUUUAAA
Molecule: messenger RNA, 672 nt
Organism: Bactrocera latifrons
Lineage: Eukaryota; Metazoa; Arthropoda; Insecta; Diptera; Tephritidae
Exons: 2
Coding region: 38-352 (104 amino acids)
Source: RefSeq, a predicted model, not a curated record